AUGACAUUUGAUCCAUUUUCUAAUAUUGUUGAUGCCAUAAUUGCAGUGUAUGAUUGGUCUUCAAUUUCAUUUGAUAUUUGGAGUUUUUGGCCACUUACUAUAAUUAGUAUAGUUGGCAGUUUUAUUUUUGUGAUGAUAUUACAGAAUGUAAUCAUUUCAUUCAUGGGUGAUGCCUUUUCAGGUGCAGUCACAGAUGGUAAACGUGGUGUAUAUCGUUUUCAAAUUGACCUUAUUCAUGAAUUUGCUCUUCUUAAAAAAUCAUUAGAAUUUAAUAAUUUAGAUUCCAAGUUUAAAGAUAAAAUAAGAGCAAAAUACAUUUGUUUUUAUGAUGAUCCAAAAAUUACAAAUUCUUGGAAAGAAGAAUCUGAAAAAAUGAAAUCAGAACCAUAUCCUAAUAAUCAAAUAUUAAGUAAGAGUGAAUUUGAAUCUUGGCCAAUUAAAGAUUGUAAAUUUAUUUGGGAAAUAGAAGAAAAAGAUAUUGAAUAUUGGUUUCUUGAAGAUUGA
Dentiscutata erythropus is the source of this 504-nucleotide messenger RNA. The record is from the annotation of a GenBank genome assembly. NCBI's taxonomy places the organism in Eukaryota, Fungi, Glomeromycota, Glomeromycetes, Diversisporales, Gigasporaceae.